This is a messenger RNA of Ichthyophthirius multifiliis, 2196 nucleotides long. RefSeq lists its product as hypothetical. The record is from RefSeq and is a predicted model, not a curated record. The transcript has 2 exons. Gene Ontology annotation, molecular function: zinc ion binding; nucleic acid binding. NCBI's taxonomy places the organism in Eukaryota, Ciliophora, Oligohymenophorea, Hymenostomatida.
AUGGAAGAACUCUUUAGGGAUCUAGCUUAUUUGAUUCUGUUUUUUCUUAGUAAUUUUUAAAUUCUGUUUCUUUAUUUUUCGUUGAAAAAGUUUGUACGCCGGGAGAAGUUAUUUUUAAAUAAAAUUCUUUUGGGGAUAAUGAUAUUUAUUUUGUGUAAAAAGGGUAAAUAGAAAUUUAUGUUGAAAGCGGAUGUAAAUAAACAUAAUUAGCAAUUGUUAAAUAGGGAAAUUUCUUCGGUCAAUAAGCUUUUUUUAGCUCGAGAUCAAGAGAAAGCUCGGCUAAAAGUAUAACAGCUUCUCAUUUGUUAGUUUUAUCUUAAAACAUAUUUAUUUAAAUAUUAAAAGAAUACCCGAAAGAUUUUGAAAAAUAUUUGCUAAAUAAGGGAUGAAAUGAUAUUUUAUUAAUAAAAAGUAAAUACAUAAUGUUAUAGUUGUGGAGAAACAAAUCAUACAAUUAAAGAUUGUCAUUUUUUGCAUUAUUAUAGAAGCAAAGAACUUAUUAUUAUGAGAUAUAUUUAUAGUGCUCCGAAUAUUUAUAGAGUCCCUUUCAGAAGAAAACGAAAAAGAAUAAAAAAUUCAUUAACAAAUCUAAAAUAGACAAGAUAAAAUCUAUAAAAAAUACGACUUUCUUAUAUAUAUGAAGCGUUAAAAGAUAAUUUGGAAAAGAUUUCAUAAAAAGAAGAACCUAAUUUUUUUAAUGAUAAAUAAUUUUUUUUAAAUUGUAAAAGAUUUAAAUAUGUUAAUAAACAGGUGAUUGUUUUAAGUGAUGAGUCUUUUUCUUAAAGCGAUAGUGACGAUGUGGAAAAUUCAGAUGAUUAAUUUGAUGACAAUAAAUAAAUUUAUUCAAUUUAAGAAGAAGAUUUCGAUGACUCGAAACAUGUUUCAGUAUUAAACAAGAAAAAAUCAGUAUUUUAUUAAAAUUUUAUUACUAAAAAAAUUGUUAAGUAUUCUUCAAGUUUUGAUUAAAAUUAAUUAUCUCCUUCAAAUUCAUAUUAGUUUACUGAUAAAUAUUUAAAAGAGAAAAAUUAAAAAAAUAAAAAAGAGGAGGAAAUAGAAGAAAGUUGUGAACUUUUGGGAAAUUUUGUAAUCGAAGAAAAUUAAGAACAUUAAGAUAAUUAUCUUAAAUAAUUUAAUUUGGAUAAAAAGGAAGAGUAUGAAAAUUUAUCUUAAUAUAAAGAAUUAAAUAAAUUUAAUAUGCCGAAUAUAUAAAUUUUAAUUAAUGAUAAUAAUAUUUCUUAUGCAGAUACUGAUAAAACUAUGAGACAUAAACAAAAUAGUAUAAAUAGGAAAUUUGAAAAAAAGUAAAGAGGCUCUAAAUUAGAUAUUGAACAAGAAAGUAUAUUUAAAAAAAAUAAUAGGAAUUCUGUAAAGUCUUUAUAAUUGAUAAAUUUUAAAAAUACAAAUACUCCUUUAAGUAAAGGCGAUGUUGAUAAUUUAAAUAUAAGCUUUGCAAAAAUGCACAAUAAAAAUCUCCUUUCAUUAUCAAAUUCAAUUUCUAAUGUUAGAAAAGGAUCGUUACUAAAUAAUAAGAUUAAUAAUAAUAUAUUAAAUACUUCGAUAAUAUCUAAUAAUGUAUAAAUAGAAAAUGCAUAAUAAUAAUAAAUAUAACAAUAAUAAAAUAAUAAUUUAUAAAAUAAAUAACUAAAUGAAGAAUAUUUACUAUAGAGAUUAAAAGAACUACUAAGGUAAUAAGUACAUGAAAGAAUUUAAAAAAAAUAUAGAUGUUUCUAAUACAUUAGAUUUGCAAUAGAUAAAUUAAUUAGAAAAUGCUAUGUUUAUUUACGAUUUCGAUAUAAUGAAAGAGUACGAGUUUUAUUUUAAAUAUAGUAAUUUUUAAAAUGUUAUUAAAAAGUUAAAAAUAUUCAAAUAAAAAUAUAAGAAAAAUUAAAAAAUUUAACGAAAAAAAAAUUAAGGCAGAUCUUCUACAAUAAUUGUUUAUUAAAAAUAACUGAGUAAUAAAAUUUCAAAUACUAAUAAUAUAAAAGAAAUUAAUAAUUGAAAAAUAGUUUAAAAAUAUAUAUAUAUAUAUAUAAAUAAAAUAAAUAUAUAUAUAUAUAUAUUUAUAUAUUUUUAUUAUAUAUAUUUGUUUAUAUAAAUAUCUAUUUUGUAUAGUUCAUAAUAAAAAUAUAAAUAUAAAAAGUGUAAAAAAUUCAAUUAAUAUGCAAGUCAAUAAGCAACAAUUGCUUGCGUUUUUGA